ACUUGGGGAUGAUAAGUACCCUUGGUGUGAUUGACCUCCAAGAUUAAGUUCUGACAUUUCUAGGAGGUAUGCACGUAUUCCUACAGCUUCUCCUUGUCGACAUCGUCUCUUUCUCCAUAGGCCUCAUUUGCACCACCAUCGCUGCCUUUACAAAAUCACCAUAACUUGGGUAACCGGAUCCUCUGCCCUAGUUGUGGUUGCUAGCAGCAGAGGAGGGGAGAAGUAGAGGAGUAAGAGAGAAGUAGAAGAGGAGAUGGCGAUGACAGAAUCGACUCCUAGAUGAGAAAGUUUGCUAGGUUCUUCAGGCAGAGUACUCCGGCAACGAAUCCAAGGAGAAGGCAAAGGGGAUUUUGACAUGGUCCACUUCUCGCUUGCUUCCAUCCGAUUUCGAGAGGAUGAAAAAUAGAGAUCAAAACAAAUAGAUUUGAAAUACAUCUAUCCUUUAUUUUAUUUUACAUGUAAACAAUGGAAAGUAUCUCGUUUUUUAUGUUAUCUGCCUUUUUCUCAUAUGCACUUAGGAGUAAACACAGCAUUAAUAUAUUUCUUAGCCCUUCUAAACUUGUUAUAGUCAAUGAAGGAUUUCUUUACUAGGAAUCAGAAGAUGUCCUCGUGAAGGCCCUAGGAGAAGGUGUUAAUUAAUACCUUCGAUGUAGUGGCUAAGACCUCCAAGGCUUGCCUAGUGAAAUGCUAAAUGUAUGAUUUAGGUUGAAAAGAUGAGUGGUGACUUAUGGUAUCUUUUGUCGCUAGGAAAGUGAUGUAGAAAGGUCAAGCUAAAGUCUUCAAUGGAAUGUAAGGUCUCCGGCUUUAAACUAUUGAACCAUUAUUAAUGGCCUAGUAUAGAAUGCUAUCAGGAUGAAUUUUCAUAUGUACUUCUCUUAUUUAUUUAAAUGGUCGAUGAAAAAUUUCCGUGAGAUUAAAUCUGUCAUCGUAGAUUCAACAUUACCUAACCUGAUUAAUCAUUAAUGAGCCAAUCUACUACGGGUGAUGAGAAACUUGACACUUCACCCUUACCUAGACAUUAGUCCCUUCUUGUAUUUACCAUCUCAAUGUCUCAACUCACUACUCCCAUAGACAAUAUAGACGAUGCUAAAAUGAUGCGUCUAGAAACUAUUGCUGAGAUAAACAACUGAAUUAGACAAUGACACUUCAAGGUUGGAUGAUAUGGAGGCCAAGAGAUGGAGGUUGUGGGAUGCUAGCAAGGAGAUACCUACCUACACUCACUAGAGAAAAUGUUAGAGAUCAUCAGAGAAGUGAUCCUCCGAUGAUUAAGAAAAAAAUCAAAAAGAGAAAGGAGAAAAAUGCAAUAGUAGUAGGGUUUUAGAUUACCUCUUGAAGAUAUCAAUACUUGCUAUUUACAGGUGAUGAGGUGAGACGGCGUUUUCCAUGGAUAUCAGCAGUCUUCCUAGGAAAUAUUAUCAUGAUUUCAAAGCCCUCAUGAAUGCAACGUAUUUUAAUAAGGGAUCCAAAAGCAAACCUUUAAUAUGGAAGAAGUGUAUAUAUAUAUUUUUUGGUGGGUACAUCUUGCUAACUAGUGCUAGAUUUAAAACAUAUGUGAUGUUAUUAUUUUAGAAAAAUUAUGAAGAUUGUGCUGGAUUUGUCUAUUUACAAAAACUGAAAGUGAAUUCCUAAAAAUUGAAUGUUAUACAAAUCUAAUAAAGUCAGUUUAAAACUAACUUUAAUACUAGAAAAUUUUUCACUAAAAAACAUUUAAAAUUAAGAGUGAAAAACGAGAUCACAAAAGAAAGAUUGGAGAGUGAUUAUUUUCCCGGGAAAUUAGACUGCGAAGCUUCCUGCCUUGUCCUCUAUGCCUACUCCACGGAUCCAGUUCCUUCCUUCCCGCGCAGCCGCGCUCCUUCCUUUAUUCUCUUCUUCUUCUUCUUUUCCUCCUUUGUAUAAAUCUCUUCCCGUAACAGCAGGCAAAAUCAAAACUUUCAGCUCUCCUCAGGAAGACACAAUGGUGGACGCAGAGUACCUCCAGGAGAUCGAGAAGGCGCGAAGGGACCUCCGUGCUCUCAUCUCAAACAAGAACUGCGCUCCCAUCAUUCUCCGUCUCGCGUAACUUUGCAGUGUUUUCAAUGUUUCGCAGAUGGCAUGAUGCUGGCACAUACGAUGCCAAAACAAAAUCAGGCGGCCCUAAUGGCUCGAUAAGGUUGGAGGAGGAGUAUUCUCAUCGAGCAAAUGCUGGACUCAAGAUAGCAAUUGAUCUUUUAGAACCAGUAAAGGAGAAACAUCCAAACGUUUCAUAUGCAGACCUCUACCAGCUUGCAGGAGUAGUUGCGGUGGAGGUAACCGGCGGACCAACUAUUCAGUUUAAGCCAGGGAGAAAAGAUUCAUCUGUUUGUCCUGAGGAAGGACGUCUUCCAGAUGCCAAUCAAGGUGUUUCGCAUUUGCGGGAAGUCUUUUACCGAAUGGGUUUGACAGACAAGGAUAUUGUCGCACUGUCUGGUGGCCACACCCUGGGAAGAGGGCAUCAAGAGAGAUCAGGACAUGAAGGCCCAUGGACAAAGGAUCCUCUCAAGUUUGAUAACUCCUACUAUGUAGAAUUGCUGGAAGGGGAAACAGAGGGACUCUUGAAACUUCAUACUGAUCUUGCUCUGUUAGAAGAUCCUGUUUUCAGAGGCUAUGUUGAGUUUUAUGCAGAGGACGAGGAUGCUUUCUUCAAAGAUUAUGCAGAAUCACAUAAGAAACUUUCAGAGCUGGGCUUUACUACCAGAGGAAGGACAAGCUGUAUAAUACUGCAAGGUGCAGUCGGUAUUGCGCUAGCAGCUCUAUUCCUCAUUCCAGUACAUAUUUAUGAUCUUAAUGCGAAAAUGAAGGAUUUCUUUUGCUGAUUGGUUAUGCAAUUCGGUAUGUAAUCUAUUAAAUGUGUGCUCGAUGGAAUGUAAAUCGUAUUAUGAAUCCCAAUAAAAUUCGAAUUUGAUGUCC
Zingiber officinale is the source of this 2925-nucleotide messenger RNA. RefSeq names its product probable L-ascorbate peroxidase 4, peroxisomal. The record is from RefSeq and is a predicted model, not a curated record. Gene Ontology annotation, molecular function: heme binding; peroxidase activity. Lineage: Eukaryota; Viridiplantae; Streptophyta; Magnoliopsida; Zingiberales; Zingiberaceae. Gene Ontology annotation, biological process: cellular response to oxidative stress; hydrogen peroxide catabolic process; response to reactive oxygen species. The coding region runs from base 2076 to 2831 and encodes 251 amino acids. The transcript is spliced from 9 exons.